Molecule: messenger RNA, 2752 nt
Organism: Xylaria bambusicola
Lineage: Eukaryota; Fungi; Ascomycota; Sordariomycetes; Xylariales; Xylariaceae
Product: putative actin cytoskeleton organization protein
Exons: 2
Coding region: 426-2609 (727 amino acids)
Source: RefSeq, a predicted model, not a curated record
CCCCUCCUUUCCCCCCAAUUCACUCCGGUGUAGUUCCUUCACCCCCUUCACCUCAUCAAAGUUCAUGACUUCCGCCUGUUUAAAUCUCUCGGUCUUUCCCUCCCCUCAUACCUCAUUUCCCCAUACUCUAAUCCCACACACCUAUAUACCAUAUAUCUACCCUUCCAGCUGCCCACGACCACUUCACACCACGAGGUCCUUUGUUUAGGCAAAUUUACACAGUGAGAACAAAGACAGCUAAAGCACUGCUCAUUUUAACACGACUCAAUAGGAGCUACGACAUACGUCACCAACUAGUGCUCAUUCUGGUCACGCAAGCUACCCAGAAUUAGAUACUUGAAACUUGCCUGAAACCAUCCUCUCUCGUACUUCUACUCCACGUAUUCCCUCCCACCUACUCACGCUUCGUGCGUCAUCUCAUCAUCAUGGAUCAGACAGCUACUGCUGAAGCUGCUGAGCUCUCUGCUGCCAGCAAGCUCAACCCCGUGGAGCAAUCUCAGCUUCUCCUUGCUCGGCUUAUGGAAGGUGGCCAGGAAGAUGACAAGACUUGCCAAGCUCUUGAUCGUUUGACCUUUCUACUCAACGACGAAGCCGACUGGAACGCCAGGCGUGUAAAUAAACGCGGCCCUAAGAACUUUUACGCUGGCUUGCCCCCAGACGAAGAGGAGAAGAAACGAUCAGAAGCCGGGUCCAUCGUGGACGUCCUAGAUGAUGUAUGCGUUGAUACUGUUCUUGGAUAUCUGGAUAUGAGACAAUCUGACGCAGUCCGUGAUCACGCUGUGUUGACUGCCUCCGCAUACUUUGGAGCUGCCAAGGAAAAGGGAGCACAAGCUUUAAAGAAGUUCUUCUUUGACCGCGUGAAGAGGGGCGCCUACGAUGAUUACAUAGUUGCCUUCUGUGUUUCAGCUGCCGUCUUCCCCAUCGCUCCAAACCCUACGGUUCAGAUGUUUCUCAGCGAGGGCUUUCUAGCAAGUCUAGCUCCCUUGAUGCGCAGAAAGUGGAAAAGUCGCAAAGUCGAGACAGCUUGUCUCGAGAUGCUAAACGCCGCCUCUAUGCAUCCAGAUUGUCGCGGCCCCAUCAGGACCUAUUGUACUGAAUGGUUAGAGGAGGUCGUCGCUCAAGACCCCGAGACACUAUCCACUGCCGUUCAUGCUGCCGAUCCUGAUGUAGAGAUGAGCACUGGUUCCAUUUCCAUGAGAAGACACUCCCAGGUUGUGCAGAAUCUUGCCGCCGUCAUCCUGGCAAAAUUGACGGCAGUGCCAUCGACAACGCGAGACAUGACACAGGGCGAUGAAGGCAGGAUUCAGCCCGCAACAACCAGCAUCGAGGACUUAUCCAAGAAAUUUACUACAUUAUUGCUUGCAGAACCCAAAAAUGACAAAGGGCCGGCCAUUGAAGGUUUAGCAUAUGCCACUAUCAAGCCUACUGUAAAGGAAGAAGUUGCCAGCAACCCCGAGCUUUUAAAAUCCCUCGUUAACACUCUUCGGGAUGCUCCCGCCAAGUCGCUCAUUACUUAUGGUAUUCUCAGUAUAUUUGUAAAUCUCACUCGCUAUCUGCCUGUACGGUCCGAGGAAGAGAAAAAGAUGGAUCAGCUCAAGGCCUACGCAAAUGCUGCCGGUAAGCUCGCAGCACCGAACCCUCUUAAUGGUGACAGUCACGUUGCCGAUCGAUGUAAGCAGGUCUUUGAGGCGGGUGUGAUCUCCGUUUUGGUGACUCACAGCCGCUAUGGAUCAAACGCAUCUCUCUCUCUCAUUAUAUCUAUAGUAUAUUCCCUUUCUGUCAAUAUAAGUCUCCGAGGACAGCUUGCCCAACAAGGAGCUGUCAACCUAUUAAUUGCAGCAUGGACCGCGCUACCUGAUACCGAAGCACCGGCCAAACGCAUGGCAGCGCAGUCCCUGGCUCGCAUCUUGAUUAGUACUAACCCAUCUCUUGUUUUCGGAGGAACGCGUGCUCGCCCGCAGAAUGCGGCCAUCAGACCUCUGGUCUCCAUCAUUCCACCUGAUCCAGUCGCCGAAACGCGAGAUCUAUUACCAAGUUUUGAAGCCCUGAUGGCGCUCACCAACCUUGCCUCGACAGACGACGAUACACGGGCUACCAUUAUCCGCACUGCAUUGCCUGAGAUUGAAGAGCAGCUUUUAUCCUCGCAUCACUUAGUUUCCAAAGCAGCCACGGAACUCAUCUGUAACCUGGUACAGUGUGUCGAAGGCGUUGCUCUAUAUGCCGCAGGCACCACCCAGGCAGCCGAUCGCCUGCAUAUCCUACUGGCACUUACCGAUGCCGAAGACGAGGCCACACGGAGCGCUGCUGGAGGUGCACUAGCAUCGUUAACGGCAUAUGAAGAAGUUGUGCGGGGUAUUAUUAAGAGGAAGCGGGGCGUCGAGGUCGUUCUCGGCUUAUGUGCCGAGGACAGCGAAGACUUGCGGCAUCGUGGGGUUUUUAUUGUUCAUAAUAUGAUUUCGCAAGAAGGUGAAGCGGGGAAAUUGGCGCGGAAAGAAAUCCAAGACAAAGACGGCAUCGAGAUCCUGAAGACGUGCGCUAAGAAGAGUCGGAGGGCGGAAGUCGUUGAGGUCACGGCACAGGCGUUGAAAAUCCUUUUGGAGGAAGAGUAAUCAAUAUGAUUUUGUACUUUCGUUACGAUGCGGAUCGCAAAGUUCCCUACUAAAUUUGAUGUGAUUUGAUGAACACGGCCGAAUUAAUACUUACUUAUCUAGUGUUGCGUAGUGAUUACAUCUUGCUUCCUGCUUCGAUUGGU